AGGGAGGAGAGAGGGAGAGGGAGAAAGAGAAAGAGGAGAGGGAGAGGCACAGGGAAAGAGAAGGACUUGUUCCUCUGGAGAUCUCACUCUGUUUCUUGCGUAUAGAAGCGUUAGGUAUACAUUCUCCUGUCCUUGUCGUCAGUGUUUUGUAGUGAACUGUGGUGAAUUGUGAGACUGGCCCAGGCUGUGGUUCAGGGCUUGAAGAAUGCAGUGCACUGGGAGGGACACUGGUCAAUCUGAGAGGAGGGCAGUCUGUAUGACUUUCUGUAUCUUCACUCCUAACAGCACAGAAUAUAAACUCCACAGCUGAUGCACAAGAGUGUCCCUGAGUGUCUCUUUCUCCACACACUGCAGCCAGCUAGUGAAACCUCAAACAAUCCCUGAACAGGCCAGUAACUGCCACUUCACCCUUAUCAAGGAGACAUUCAUUUUAGUGGGGAGAGAGAAUCAGGAGUGCAUGACACACAACAUGCCUGGUUGUUUUUUUGUUUAGUUUUAUCCUGGAUUUUAUUUUAACUGUGCUCUUUUCGUUCUUGUUAAUUCUCUGUGUAUUCCACAUCCACGACUGCAGCUCCAAUCUUGGGCAAGACCCAUUGUGAAACUCAUACUGCUCCUGUUCGAGAGGCCCCGCAGUGACGUCUUUAGUCUGGCGUUCCAGAGUUAGAAAGCUCUGUGUGUUCCCCUCUACAUCCUCUGCCCCCGAUUUCCAUCUUGCGAUGCAGGUGUCUUGUCUGUGGCCAGGCCCAGACUAUGGAUCAUGGGCAACACACAAUGGACCUAUACUUUAGAUCGCCACUCCUGGAUAGUGUUCACUAGCUAUAAUCGCACCUCAGAUAAUCUUCCUUAUUAAGGUUUUAAGGAAUUCGACGCUUUGGGAUGUUUUAUCAUCUAACCAUUUAAAACAAUCUUUUAAUAAUAUUUUGCUUCCAAAUUUCACAUGUGGAAAAAAGCUUAACAAAACCAUAAUUACCAAUCACACCCGAAGAAGGCUCCACAGUCGAAACGUUGUGCUUCCUUACUUCUUUUUUCAGGAUGGAAUAAACCUUUAACUUGCUCCUUUGCAUCAUUAUCAAUAUUCAGUUACAUUAUGUACACAGUACACUACGUCGUAGUACGUCACUUUCAUACGUAGCGGGGCUUACCAAGACAAGCACGGUCAUUGGCUGUCAGGAUGACGCAGUGUGAAUUGUCCAAUGAGAUUCCCGCAGUGGGCGGUGAUUGGGGGAUUCGUCGGUAGCGCGUUCUGGAAGUUAAUUUAUCACGGAAUUUCAAACUUAAUUUUGUUUUAUACCAUACAUAAUGCCGUCAUUAACGGAAAAACGAGAGGUCACAUUUGAGGAAGAAGACCUCCCCUAUGAAGAGGAGAUCAUCCGGAACCCCUACUCCGUCAAGUGCUGGAUGAGGUACAUCGAGCACAAGCAGAGUGGUCCCAAGAGCGUCCUCAACAUGGUGUACGAGAGGGCACUGAAGGAGCUGCCCGGCAGUUACAAGCUGUGGUACAACUACCUGAGGGAGCGCAGGAAACAGGUGAAGGGGAAGUGUGUCACCGAUCUGUCCUUCGAGGAGGUCAACAACUGCCACGAGAGGGCGCUGGUCUUCAUGCACAAGAUGCCGCGGAUCUGGCUGGAUUACUGCCAGUUCCUGGUGGAUCAGUGCAAGAUCACGCGCAGCCGGCGGACGUUCGACCGCGCGCUGCGGGCGCUGCCCGUCACCCAGCACUUCCGCGUCUGGCCGCUCUACCUGCGCUUCGUCUGCCGCUACCCGCUGCCCGAGACGGCCGUCAGGGUCUACCGCCGCUACCUCAAGCUGUGCCCGGAGAACGCGGAGGAGUACAUCGAGUACCUGCGGUCAGUGAACCGCCUGGACGAGGCCGCGGUUCGCCUGGCCGCCAUCGUCAACGACGAGACCUUCGUCUCCAAGGAGGGGAAGUCCAACUACCAGCUGUGGCACGAGAUGUGUGACCUGAUCUCCCAGAACCCCGACAAGGUGAAGUCCCUGAACGUGGGCGCCAUCAUCCGCGGGGGGCUGACGCGCUUCACGGACCAGCUGGGCAAGCUGUGGUGCUCCCUGGCGGACUACUACAUCCGGAGCGGGCACUUCGAGAAGGCGCGCGACAUGUACGAGGAGUCUAUCCAGACCGUGGUGACGGUGCGGGACUUCACGCAGGUGUUCGACAGUUACGCCCAGUUUGAGGAGAGCAUGAUCGCUGCCAAGAUGGAGACCAACUCCGAGAUGGGGCAGGACGAGGAAGACGACAUCGACCUGGAGCUGCGGCUGGCGCGUUUCGAGCAGCUCAUCAACCGGCGCCCCCUGCUGCUCAACAGCGUGCUGCUGCGGCAGAACCCGCACAACGUGCACGAGUGGCACAAGAGGGUGAAGCUGUACGAGGGCAAGCCGCGAGAGAUCAUCAACACCUACACGGAGGCGGUGCAGACGGUCGACCCCAUGAAGGCCACCGGGAAGCCACACAUGCUCUGGGUGUCUUUCGCCAAGUUCUACGAGGAGAACGAGCAGCUCGACGACGCACGGACCAUCUUUGAGAAGGCCACCAAGGUGAACUACAAGCAGGUGGACGACCUGGCCAGCGUCUGGUGUGAGUACGGGGAGAUGGAGCUCCGGCACGAGAACUACGACCAGGCACUGCGCAUCCUGAGGAAAGCCACAGCCAUUCCAUCGAAGAAAGCAGAAUACUUUGAUGCAUCCGAACCGGUCCAGAACCGGGUCUACAAGUCUCUAAAGGUGUGGUCCAUGCUGGCGGAUUUGGAGGAGAGCCUGGGGACAUUUCAGUCCACCAAGGCGGUGUACGACCGCAUCAUUGACCUGCGGAUCGCCACGCCCCAGAUCAUCAUCAACUACUCCAUGUUCUUGGAGGAGCACAACUACUUCGAGGAGAGCUUCAAGGCCUACGAGCGGGGCAUUGCCCUCUUCAAGUGGCCCAACGUGUACGACAUCUGGAACACCUACCUGACCAAGUUCAUUGACCGCUACGGGGGCAAGAAGCUGGAGAGAGCCAGGGACCUGUUCGAGCAGGCCCUUGACGGCUGUCCGGCCAAGUACGCGAAAACCAUCUACCUGCUGUACGCCAAGCUGGAGGAGGAGUACGGCCUGGCGCGCCACGCCAUGGCCGUGUACGAGCGCGCCACGCAGGCCGUGGAGGUCGGCGAGCAGUACGAGAUGUUCAACAUCUACAUCAAGAGGGCGGCCGAGAUCUACGGGGUCACACACACGCGCAGCAUCUACCAGAAGGCCAUCGAGGUGCUGCCUGAUGAACACUCACGCGAGAUGUGUCUACGCUUCGCUGACAUGGAGUGCAAGCUGGGGGAGAUUGACCGCGCCAGAGCCAUUUACUCAUACUGCUCUCAGAUCUGUGACCCUCGGGUUAGUAUCUUCUACUUCACCUGGGGCACAUGGAGACACUUGAGUUAGUGUGUGUGGGUGUCCUACCCACCCUGGGGUACAUGGAUCCACUCGGGAUAGUGUGUGUGUCUCCUGUCUGCCCUGGGGCACAUGGAUCCACUCGGGAUAGUGUGUGUGUGUCUCCUGUCUGCC
Lepisosteus oculatus (spotted gar) is the source of this 3549-nucleotide messenger RNA. NCBI's taxonomy places the organism in Eukaryota, Metazoa, Chordata, Actinopteri, Semionotiformes, Lepisosteidae. The record is from RefSeq and is a predicted model, not a curated record.